AUUCAAUCAACAUGCUAAAUAAUUGCUAGUUAUUCUUCUACAAGUCUACAUCAUGUCGAAUGAGAAUGAUACUCAGCUGAGGGACGCCGUGACGGAGGAGUUUACCGCGGCUGGCUAUAGCCCCGACCACAUAGAAUUCAUUCACGCCCGUCAAGAAGAACUGAAACGCGGGCCCGAGGAGACGCAUACGUGGAUUCGAGUCCAUCGAAAGGACCUGCUGCAAGAUACAUUGGUAGCAUAUGGGCUCCCGUGGGACUGGGACGAGGAGGACGGGAACUAUCUGAUCAUUAAGGAAUGGAUUGGCGAGGAUUUUCGUGAAAAGCUGUUCGACCAUACCAAGCGCCUACGGGACAGGAAACUCGUGGAAAUCCGAAACACGAUGAAGGAUGUGAAGGAGUAUGACCGAAUGAUGGACAACGUUUAUUACAAGAGGGACCGAGAACCAAGGGGGGGAAGACGCCGGUUGUAUGUAAGAUAGUCUUCCUAUAAUCCCUUAUAUUCUACAUUGAUGUGCCGUCCUCGUAUAAAAUCUCUCUUGCCCCACCUCCGCGCGACGUGGCACCAGUUGAAUAUCGCGUAAGCAACCAAGCGCCCUAAGC
Molecule: messenger RNA, 599 nt
Organism: Aspergillus alliaceus
Lineage: Eukaryota; Fungi; Ascomycota; Eurotiomycetes; Eurotiales; Aspergillaceae
Exons: 2
Coding region: 53-478 (141 amino acids)
Source: RefSeq, a predicted model, not a curated record